AUGCUGACGCUGACCCCUGCCACCACCGUGUCCUAUGACGUGAAGCGUGUAUUUCUGGCCCUUUCGGUCCUGGAGUUUGCGGUGGGCCUCCUGGCCAACGCUUUCAUUUUCUCAGUGAACCUCCGGGAUGUGGUGAGGAGGCAGCCGGUGAGCACCUGCGACCUUGUCCUGCUGGGUCUCAGCCUCACCCGGCUCUUCCUGCAAGGGCUGCUGUUCCUGGAUGCCAUCCAGCUGACCUACAUCCAGCAGAUGAAAGACCCGCUGAACCGCAGCUACCAAGCCAUCUUCCUGCUCUGGAUGAUCGCAAGGCAAGCCAGCCUCUGGCUCGCAACCUGCCUCAGUCUCCUCUACUGCUCCAAGAUCGUCCGCUCCUCAUACACCUUCCUGGCCUGCCUGGUGAGCUGGGUGCCCCGGAAGAUCCCCCAGGUGCUCCUGGCUGCUCUGCUCAUCUCCUGUGUCUGCGUCGCCUUCUGUCUGCAGGGCUACUUCAGUCAGUCUGGCUUCCUUGUCGCAGCUCCCGGAGUCACGAACCACAGCAAGAUCAGCAUGCGAGUCGUGCAACUGCAUUUCUUCCAUUCCUUCCUCAUCUGCAGCCUGGGGGACGUCCCCCCUUUCCUCAUUUUUGUUGUUUCUUGUGGGGUGUUGAUUGUCUCCCUAGGGAGGCACCUGAGGACAAUGAGGACCCUAACCAGCCACGUUGGGGACCCCAGCCUGGAGGCUCACAUCAGGGCCCUCCAGUCUCUGGUCUCCUUCCUCUGCCUGUACGUGGUGUCGUUCUGUGCGGCCCUGGCAUCGGUGCCUUUACUGAUGCUGUGGCACCACAAGCUGGGGGUGAUGGUCUGCGUGGGGGUCAUGGCCGCCUGUCCCUCGGGACACGCAGUCAUCUUGAUCUCAGGCAACCCCAAGCUGAGGAGAGCUGUGGGGACCAUGCUAUGCUGGGCCCAGAGUAGCAGACGGGGCAGAGCGGGCCCCAGGACACCAAAUCCCUGCUGA
Condylura cristata (star-nosed mole) is the source of this 993-nucleotide messenger RNA. RefSeq names its product taste receptor type 2 member 38 (gene TAS2R38). Gene Ontology annotation, cellular component: membrane. Gene Ontology annotation, molecular function: bitter taste receptor activity; G protein-coupled receptor activity. Lineage: Eukaryota; Metazoa; Chordata; Mammalia; Eulipotyphla; Talpidae. The coding region runs from base 1 to 993 and encodes 330 amino acids. The transcript has a single exon. The record is from RefSeq and is a predicted model, not a curated record. Gene Ontology annotation, biological process: G protein-coupled receptor signaling pathway; detection of chemical stimulus involved in sensory perception of bitter taste; sensory perception of taste.